This is a messenger RNA of Zingiber officinale, 522 nucleotides long. RefSeq lists its product as uncharacterized. Gene Ontology annotation, molecular function: nucleic acid binding. The record is from RefSeq and is a predicted model, not a curated record. The transcript has 2 exons. NCBI's taxonomy places the organism in Eukaryota, Viridiplantae, Streptophyta, Magnoliopsida, Zingiberales, Zingiberaceae. The coding region runs from base 1 to 522 and encodes 173 amino acids.
AUGGCCUACCCCCAAAGUAACGGGCAAGCGGAAGUCGCCAAUAGGGAAAUCCUCAGAGGGCUACGGGCUUGGCUCGACCACACCAGAGGUAGCUGGGUUGAUGAGCUCCCCAGUGUGUUGUGGGCUCUUCACACGACCCCAAAGGAGGGGACCGGCGUAACUCCUUUCCACUUGGUAUACGUCGGCGAAGCAGUCGUUCCUGUAGAGGUUGGAGUGGAGUCCGAUCGGGUGCAGUUCUAUGAUAAAGAAAAUGUCGGACGAAGACUCAUGGAGCUCGACUUGGUGGAUGAGACGCGGGCUAAAGCAGCCGUGCGGCUAAUGGCGUAUCGACAACGGAUGAAGCAGAACUACAACCGGAGGGUCAUCCCGAGGUCUUUUCAGGGCGGCAAGAGAACGAAUAAGAAAAGAUCGUCGGAUGAGAGAUCAUUCAUUAAGACUUGCAAGAUGAUUACAAACAAGGGUGAAUACAAAAUCACUCCAGAUAAUCAAGCACAUCGUCAGGCUAAUGGCGUUGCCGGUUAG